GACCUUCCUCUGGUAUCAGUACAGUAGCUACAGUAGAGGGGCGGUAGUAGCUACUGAAGCAAUACACCGAACCGGUGACAGCACACCAGUUCCCUGCACACUAGUCUAGAAAUGAACAGCAACUUAGCCGGAGAUGAAGUUGGGAAACUGUUUGUGGGUGGCUUGGACUGGAGUACAACACAGGAAACUUUGAGAAACUAUUUCUCGCAGUAUGGGGAAGUAGUUGAUUGUGUCAUCAUGAAGGACAAAACCACAAAUCAGUCCCGGGGCUUUGGUUUUGUCAAAUUCAAAGACCCCAACUGUGUCCGGACUGUACUGGAGACCAAACCCCAUAAUCUCGAUGGCAGAAAUAUUGACCCCAAGCCAUGUACUCCCAGAGGAAUGCAACCUGAAAAAGUACGAACUAAGGACGGCUGGAAGGGCAGCAAAGCUGACAGCAAUAAAUCAAAGAAGAUAUUUGUCGGCGGAAUCCCCCAUAACUGUGGUGAACCAGAACUCCGGGAAUAUUUCAAUAGAUUUGGAGUGGUCACAGAGGUGGUAAUGAUCUAUGACGCGGAGAAACAGAGGCCCCGAGGUUUUGGAUUUAUUACUUUCGAGGCCGAACAAUCAGUGGACCAGGCUGUCAACAUGCAUUUUCACGACAUCAUGGGCAAAAAAGUGGAAGUGAAAAAGGCUGAACCUCGGGACAGCAACGCUCCUGGCCAGCUUGGACCUAACCAAUGGGGACCCAGAGGCAUCCUGAGUGCAGCCAAUGGUUGGUCGGCACAGCCUGCCCAGGGCUGGCAGCAGAGUUAUGGGCCUCCGGGAGUUUGGGUGUCUACAGGCCAGCCCUUGGGUGGGUACGGGCCCCCUUUAUCUGCGGGUCGUGGAGCUCCCGCACAGCCCCCCUCGCCAUUCAACGCAUUCCUCGUCACAGCGGCCCCGGCGGGGGGGUUUGGGGCACCUCAGGCCUACGCUCAACAGGGAUACAGUACACCACCUCAGUUUGGGUACAGUUUUGGCACGCCUCAUGGUGACCAGUAUGCACCACAAGGAGUGCCGCCCCCGCCCACGACUCCAGGAACAGGGCCGCUAGGGUUUGCUCCAGCCACCACACCUACUCAGGACAUGAGCAAAGCACCCACGGGACAGCCGGACUUCCCUUACAGCCAGUAUGGCCUGGGUAACUACCCUCAGGAGCCCUCUUCCUACGGACCAACGCGUCCUUCUCACAGUAAUGGUCAGGAUGUGCAGGGAGGAAGUAGUGCAGGUUAUGGUCAGGACCUGAGUGGGUUUGGGCAUACUUUCGCAGACCCCAGCCAGCAGACUGCCUCUUACGGGGCACCAACAGCACAACCGGCAGUGGGACCCCAGGCUGCCGCAGCCGUUUUUGCUCGUGUACAGAAUCACAACGUAACGGGCUUCCAUCCAUACCGGCGCUGAGUGUCUCCAACCGCCACAGCGCUCAGUUCUAAAGUCAGGGAAAUGUGUUCUGGUGAUAAGCAAAACUGGAUUUCUGGAUUGAUGUUUUUUGGAACACAAAUACACACAAUUUGAGAAAAAGUGAACUCAUAAAACCAGGGAUUCCAAUUACUUCUGUUACAAUGUCACUUGAUGUAAAAGUUGAUGUAAGACUUUUGCAUAACCUGUUGAAAUGAAAUAACCUUUGUUUCUCCCCCCAUGUUUUAUAGUAGGACUUAACUACUUUGCAAUAGGUUUUGAUUUUCUGGUCAAACAAUAGCACAGAGAUUGGAAAAAUUAUAUAUAUAUAUAUAUAUAAGGAUAUGUAUAUUUAUGCUGGAUACAGAAAUUAAAACAGGGUCUCAAGUUUCCUCAGCUUUAAAUUCUAGGGAAAUUGUUUUUAUUUUUCAUUUGGUGGAUUUUGUUUACUUUCUGAGCCUUUAUUUUAAAGUUUGUUUAAAAUGGAAAAUAUGAAUAUAUAUAUUAUACACAAUCUGUGCAAUUUUUUAAGACAAUUUUGUACUAAAAAUGUACACUUUGCUUGUUUUUUAUUUAAAGAUGUAGACUUCCCUCAGGUGGCUGUUUGAGUGCAUUUUUCACUUAUGCAAAAAGAAAGGAACUUAUUUCAAAUAAAAGAUAUCCUGCCUCUG
Messenger RNA from Oncorhynchus masou masou (cherry salmon), 2090 nucleotides. RefSeq names its product DAZ associated protein 1 (gene dazap1). Gene Ontology annotation, cellular component: cytoplasm. Bases 112 to 1422 code for a protein of 436 amino acids. Gene Ontology annotation, molecular function: mRNA binding. The transcript has 13 exons. The record is from RefSeq and is a predicted model, not a curated record. NCBI's taxonomy places the organism in Eukaryota, Metazoa, Chordata, Actinopteri, Salmoniformes, Salmonidae. Gene Ontology annotation, biological process: central nervous system development; regulation of translation.